Messenger RNA from Thlaspi arvense, 1335 nucleotides. The record is from the annotation of a GenBank genome assembly. Lineage: Eukaryota; Viridiplantae; Streptophyta; Magnoliopsida; Brassicales; Brassicaceae.
AUGUACUGGAAUCGAUGGCUCGAAUCUGUGUAUUUGCUGUGUGAUCCUGAGGAUUCUGAAUAUCAGAGACCUCGGUACGAUCCUGAAAAGGCUAAGUACACAAUAGAGGAAGAGAUUGACAGAAUACGCAAAGAAAUCACUGAGAGCGAUGGUUUUGACAUCGAUUUCUCAUACUACCGCUGCGUUUUCAACUACCACAGUGCUUAUCUCGAUUCAUGCGAAAUCGCGGAGGAGCCAGAAACCGAUGGGGAUUUACUCAAGAAGCUCGCUCAGAAUUCUCUUGAUGACUACAACAAAUUAAAUAAGACAGAAUUUAAGUUUGUCAAGGUUGAAAAAGCCAAUUUUCACGUCUCUGGUGCUGCGUUAAUGUUUCUCAUAACAUUUGAAGUUGUUGAUCCUUAUGAUGAUGUGACAAAACCCUUCCAAGCAAGGCUACGGCACAUCCUUCUAGAUUCUUCAACUGAGUACGUCUUUUGCAGGCCAAAACCCAAUCAAACAGGAGGCAUGCGUGAUGAGUGCGAAGUUCUCUCUGGCUGGAGGUCUUGGGUCGAACAUGCAUAUGUAGUAAAACCAGCUGGAGAUCCUGAGUGCUUGAAGCAUCACUAUAUCCCAAAACCCGAGGAUAACAUUCCUCAUCUCACACAGGAUGAAGAAAUCAAAGAGAUAAACAGACAAAUCAGGGAAAGCGAGGGGUUCGAUAUUGAUUUCUCGAAGUUCCGCUGUCUGUUCAACUACCAUCUGGUUGAUCCAGAUGAUCAUGACUUCCUUGACGAGCCAGGCACUAACGAGGUUUUAAUGAGGAUUCUUACCAAAGAAUCCGUCAAGCAAUACAAUAAAGAGAAGGGUACGAGAAUUCAAUUUCUUGAGGUUGAGAAAGCCAAUUAUUACUUUUGUAAUGGGUAUAUGUUUCUCAUCACGUUCAAAGUCUUUGAUCACACUGAUAAGGAGAAAAAGACCUACCAAGCUAGGAUCCAUUACUCUACACAUUAUCCCACUGAAUAUGUCUUUGUUAGGCCAAAACCUGAUCCAGAAGAUAGCAGCGAUGAAGAGAGCUCCGACUCCGAGGAAGAUGUGAGUGAAGAAGGCAACAGUGAAGAAGGCUCCGACGAAGGUGUGAAAAACGAGGAAGAUAUUGACCCUAGCAGCUUUCAAAUGGGCAGGAUUGAGAAGUGAGUGAAGCUCCUCUUGACCUUUCUCUAUCUAUUUAGAACUGCUUAAUUUUAGCUCAUGUUGUUACGAAAUGAACAUCUUAUGGAUGUGUAAUUUUGUAAUGUCGGUUGUUUAAUAUUUAUCUACAUCGUUAUUGAACUAUAUUUGGAUUCGUGUUUAUGCUAA